This is a messenger RNA of Fusarium verticillioides 7600, 291 nucleotides long. RefSeq lists its product as hypothetical. The coding region runs from base 1 to 291 and encodes 96 amino acids. The transcript has a single exon. The record is from RefSeq and is a predicted model, not a curated record. NCBI's taxonomy places the organism in Eukaryota, Fungi, Ascomycota, Sordariomycetes, Hypocreales, Nectriaceae.
AUGGACAUCGCCAGUGAGUUCGCUGCCAAUCCGUUCUACCGUGAGGAUCAGGAGAGGCGAGGGGGGGAAGAUGUCGAAGUGGAGGAUGACGCUUUCAUGGAAUCAUACUACAAUGAAUUAAUGCAGACGAGGGAGUGUACGGCAUUUGAAGAGGGUGGUGAAAAGAUUGCAGACAGUUUCGAGAAACACGAGGUACGAACUAACAUGUAUGGCUCCGUGGAAGUCCUUAAUACGAGCGCCGUCCAGCUUAGGAUCUGGGAAGGCAUUGGAAAGGUACCGCCAAUAUCUUGA